This is a messenger RNA of Acipenser ruthenus (sterlet), 2208 nucleotides long. Its product is annotated as zinc finger protein 883-like. The record is from RefSeq and is a predicted model, not a curated record. Lineage: Eukaryota; Metazoa; Chordata; Actinopteri; Acipenseriformes; Acipenseridae. Gene Ontology annotation, biological process: regulation of immune system process; regulation of cytokine production; negative regulation of transcription by RNA polymerase II. The coding region runs from base 144 to 2081 and encodes 645 amino acids. The transcript has 3 exons.
UCAGAACCAGCGCGCUACCGGGAGAACGCGCGCGAGCAAGAAUCAUUUCUCUCUCGCCUCCGAAAUGGCGUCCUUAUAAAUGUUAAGGAGCGCUUCCCCUCUGAGUGAAGAUAUCGCGCUAGUAAACAGAAACCUGUGUGAAGAUGAUGGAAUCUGUCCAGAUUAAAGAGGAGUUCCCUGAACUUGAACUUGUCCCCAUUCGAGAGUUUAUGGCUUCCCUCCCCAUUAAACAUGAGCUCUCUGAGAUGCAAUGUGACAGCAGCCAGCCAGAGGUCUCUGAGAUUAAAGCUGAGCACAAUGAAUUGGAGAUCCCCCAGACAGAAGAACCCCUUCCUGUGAAACAAGAAGAGGUGCUGGAAACUGUCCAUAUUAAACAGGAGCCCCCGGAAGUAGAGUUUGAUCUCAUGGAACCAGGGAAGGAAGAAUCUGAGGACUUCAAACCAAACAUCCCUGAGCUGGAGCCUGUACGCCUGCGAGAGUGUAGCGUGGUGCUGGAGAGAAUCUGUGCGAGAGAGCAAGGCGCUGGAGAAGGUUCCAGUCUAGCAGUGUGGGCGGGCAGUGGAGAAUAUCCUGACUGUGGGAAAGGAUUCACCCGGUUAGGGCAUUUUAAAACACACCAGCGAAUUCACAAAGGAGAGAAACGAUAUCACUGCUCUGACUGUGGGAAGAGUUUCGCUCAGUCAGGCAACCUUGUAAUACACCAGAGAAUUCACACAGGAGAGAAACCGUAUCGCUGCUCUGACUGUGGAAAGAGUUUCAAUCACUCAAGCAGUCUUGUUUUACACAAGCGGUGCCACACAGGAGAGAAACCGUAUCUCUGCUCUGACUGUGGAAAGAGUUUCAGUCACUCAAGCAGCCUUGUUUUACACAAGCAAUGUCACACAGGAGAGAAACCGUAUCUCUGCUCUGACUGUGGGAAGUGUUUCAGUAAUUCAAGAAACCUGAAAACACACCAACGAAUUCACUCAGGAGAGAAACCGUAUCACUGCUUUGACUGUGGGAAGAGUUUCCGUCACUCAUACAGCCUUGUUUUACACAAGCAAUAUCACACAGGAGAGAAACCGUAUCUCUGCUCUGACUGUGGGAAGUGUUUUAGUAAUUCAAGAAACCUGAAAACACACCAACGAAUUCACUCGGGAGAGAAACCGUAUCACUGCUCUGACUGUGGGAAGAGUUUCAGUCACUCAAGCAGCCUUAAAACACACCAACGAAUUCACACAGGAGAGAAACCGUAUCACUGCUCGGACUGUGGGAUUAAUUUCAGGCAAUCAAGCAGCCUUGUUUUACACCAGCGAAUUCACACAGGAGAAAAACCCUAUUGCUGCUCUGACUGUGGGAAGAGUUUCACUGUGUUAGGAAACCUGAACACACACCAACGAAUUCACUCAGAAAAGAAACCGUAUCGCUGCCCUGACUGUGGGAAGAGUUUCACUCAGUUAGGAAACCUGAAAAUACACCAACGAAUUCACACAGGGGAGAAACCGUAUCGGUGCCCUGACUGUGGGAAGAGUUUCACUUUGUUAGGAAAUCUGAACACACACCAGCAAAUUCACACAGGAGAGAAACCGUAUCGCUGUUCUGACUGUGGGAAGAGUUUCACUCAGUUAGGAAACCUGAAAAUACACCAACAAAUUCACACAGGAGAGAAACCAUAUCGCUGCUCUGACUGUGGGAAGAGUUUCAAACACUCAAACAGCCUUGUUUUACACCAACGAAUUCACACAGGAGAGAAAGCGUAUCGCUGCUCUGACUGUGGGAAGAGUUUCACUUGGUUAGGAAACCUGAACACACAUCAACGAAUUCACACAGGAGAGAAACCGUAUUGCUGCUCUGACUGUGGGAAGAGUUUCAGUCACUCAGGCAACCUUGUAAUGCACCAACGAAUUCACACAGGAGAGAAACCGUAUUGCUGCUCUGACUGUGGGAAGAGUUUCAAUCACAAAGGCAGCCUUAUAAUACACCAACGAAUUCACACAGGAGAGAAACCAUAUUGCUGCUCUGACUGUGGGAAGAGUUUCAAGAAUUCAGGAAACCUGAAAACACACCAGAGAAUUCACAGAGAACCCGUGUCGCUGCUCUGACUGUGGGAAGAGUUUCAAACACUCAAACAGCUGUGUUUUACACAAGCAACGUCACAGAGGAAAAAACCUGUGAAAUGUCUUCUGAUUUUCCCCCUUAAAUUAUAUCCUAAUACAUUAAUAGCAGUCA